Messenger RNA from Ylistrum balloti, 2091 nucleotides. RefSeq names its product NXPE family member 4-like. The coding region runs from base 1 to 2091 and encodes 696 amino acids. The record is from RefSeq and is a predicted model, not a curated record. Lineage: Eukaryota; Metazoa; Mollusca; Bivalvia; Pectinida; Pectinidae. The transcript is spliced from 4 exons.
AUGGAGAUCUUCAAAAAUGCAAUUAAGACUAUCCCUGUGUCGGAUUAUUCAGCCUCUGUAUCAAAAGCGGUUUUGUCAUCUUACAAAGCCUACCUUUCUAUCGAAGAUAUUAUCGACAUAAGAAGUCUAGCCAAUAAUACUUCCUCCACACAAACACUUGCUGUAAACAAGGCGGUAUAUUCUCUGGGAGAAAUUAUAAAGGUUAACAUCAGACUUUAUGAUGGAUACGGAAAACCACUCACAUACGGCGGAGAUGUUCUCAGAAUAUGGCUGACAAGUACAGCCAAUAACGCAAAUGCCAAUGGCUACGUCAUUGAUCACGGAAAUGGGUCCUACACAGGUCACGUGAUUGCCUUAUGGACAGGUAAAAGUGUCAUUAAGACAUCGAUAGCGGCAACUAAAGAGCAAAUUGCAGUCGUUCAAAAAUAUAUAGAAAAACAUGGAUUACUGCAUGAUAUGGUGGCUGGAUUUACAAAAGAUAAUGUUGUAGAACGAACGCCUUGCAGUGUGAAACCCGAUGUGUUAGGAUUGACGGACAUGUGUAAUUUUACCAACGAUAACUAUGGUCUUCACUGGUUCUGUGGGAAGCCAAGCAAUCCGUCACUAAAUUGCAAGGAUUGGAAGUUCACAAAAGGUCAUCGUACAGAUCAUUUAACUAAACCAGAGAGGAAAAUUGCAAGGAUCCACAAACAUAUGCAUUUACAGAAAAGUCCGGAAAUAACGAUAUCAGGAAGUGCAGAUUUCAUACGAUCUCCAGAUCUGCCAUGCUACAAGAGACCAAGUAACGAAACAUGGCUAGAGGAGUCUCCUGUUGGUUUUUAUUAUCACGGAAAAAGGCACCAACGGGGCUGUAGAAACACCUUUAUACCUACCAAGAUUUCAUAUGAAAAGUGCUUACGGAAUCAGUACCUGUUUUUGAUUGGCGAUUCAAAUAUCCGCUCGUGGUUUGAUCAUAUAAAAGUUAGAGUGAAUAUGAAGAUACCGAAGAAUAAACAAGGUCUGACAGGACAACGAUGGUUCAGUUUGAGGGAAGCUGAACGACAGGAUUUGAAUCUGACACUGUUAUGGGCUGUUCAUGAACUUCCUUUCUAUACUGGAGAAGACUCCCCGAGGGAACAUAUCAAGUCCGUAGCCUGGUAUAUAGAUCAUGUUCCUACAAGGGAAAACGUAACAAUAGUUAUACAUAAUAUGAUGCAUUUUGCAAGAACAACGCCGUCGGAAUUUCGUGCACAUAUUCGGAAUGUCAAAUUUGCUAUAGGCAGAUUGUUUAAAAGAGUCCCUGGAGCUAGGGUGUUUGUAAAAGGACCACACUCUGCAACGUUUAUCGAUCUUCUUAAACCUUUAGAUUACAUACGAAAAAUUCACGAACAAUUAUUUUACGAAGAAUUUAAGGAAUUCCAUGAUAAGGUAACUUAUUUGAAUGAAUGGGAUAUAACUACCAGUAUUGAUAACACCAACGUUCAUCCAAGUCAAUUCACUGUUAGCGAUAUGGUUAAUAACUUAUGUUAUACUUGUGUGAAGUUUAGAAACCAUUCUGCAGAGUUUAAAAUCUCCAGGCCUCAGUGUUAUCUCGUGGCAGUAGAGGGAGCUGGAGUGAUAAGUGUUCCCACGAUGAUCAAGCAAGGAGGUGGUCUCAUGGGCAAGGAUACAGUUGAAACCUCGGAAGUCUCGUUGCAUGAUUGUGAGGAGAGGAAGAAUAAGCCAGUAGAGUACAAUGAAGGCCUAGGGAGAGAUGAUCCCUUCAAUCAUUGGCAAUACAAUCAAAUGCCUAGGAAAAUGGUUCGACGACACCGUGGAAGAUGGUCACAACCAGAAGAAUACCCAGGACCAGGUACACCAAUGGAUGAAGAGGAUAAACAAGUCAGGACUUCCGGGAAAGUAUCAGGCUUGGAAGCACCAGCAUGGCAUGCUACCGAGACUGACAUGGUUGCAGUUGCUGUAUGGGAUCCCAAUGACGCAGAGGAGACUUUAGAGAGGGUGGUGAACAGGUAUCUGAGAAAAUGGCUAGGAGUCCCGCCAAGCUUCACAGAUAUUGGUCUGUAUGGACGUUCUACAGAGUUACAACUGCUACUUGUGUCAGUGAGUCAGUGA